CUGAAGGAGCACAGAAAUUGACAAUUGAAAUUUCUCUCUCAUUGGAGAGAGAGAGAGAAUUGGGAAUUAGGCUAAAUUAUACCUUCGUCUCAGACUCAUUUCUUCUGAAUUCUCCGGUCGCGAUUCAAUGGCGGAUCCCUUGGAAGCUUCCCCUCUCGUCCCGCCGUCUCCGAUCACUGACCCCAACGAGAUCGACCUCGAGGCAGGCCCCGGAGAACAAAUCCAAUGCCGAAUUUGCCUUGAAACUGACGGUAGGGAUUUUAUAGCUCCUUGUAAGUGCAAGGGAACAUCGAAAUAUGUGCACCGAGAAUGCUUGGAUCAUUGGCGAGCCAUAAGGGAAGGCUUUGCAUUUGCUCAUUGCACAACCUGCAAAGCUCCUUACCAUUUGAGAGUUCAUGCUGCUGCUGAUAGGAAAUGGAGAACCUUGAAAUUCCGAUUUUUUGUGACUAGAGACAUCAUGUUUAUAUUUCUGACUGUUCAGCUUGUGAUUUCUUCAUUGGCAUAUCUGGUGUAUUUGAUAGAUGGUUACCAGCAAUCCUGGAUUCGCCGUGCAUGGGAUUUUGAUAGUGAGGUCACUUUCUAUUAUAUAUGUGGAGCUCUAUUGUUUUUUGCUUUGCUUGGAUUAUCUGGAUGCUUCAUUACUUGUUAUGAUCGAAGAGUGCGCAAUGAUUUGGCCCAACCUUGCCGAGAGUUAUGUCUUUGUUGCUGUCAUCCUGGUGUCUGUGCGGACUGUCAUUUACCCGGCACUCUUUGUAUGUGGACCGACUGCACCACAUGCUUUGAGAGCUGUGCAAGUAUGGCAGGUGAAUGUGGUUGCCUAGGAGGUGCUGGUGAAGCAGGGCUACCAUUGCUGUUUAUAAUGGCAUUGAUUGUGCUGGGACUUUUUACUUUAAUUGGAAUAUUCUAUAGUGUCUUGGUGGCUACAAUGGUAGGACAACGAAUUUGGCAACGGCAUUAUCAUAUACUUGCAAAAAGGAUGCUAACAAAAGAGUAUGUUGUUGAAGAUGUUGAUGGUGAAAUGUCGGGAUCAGAUUGGUCUUCCCCGCCUCUCCCACCUGAGCAUGUUCAGCAGCUGAAGACAUUGGGCCUCUUAUAAGUGGAAGGGGUCAUACUAUUACUCACAUUAAUAGCGUGGUGUAGAUAUCACUGUUUCUCUAUCAGGUAAAUCGGUCUGCAUAUUUGUGGCCCUCUUGGUCGUCUUCUUUUAACGCCAUAAAUUUCUUGUGCGGUAUCUGAGAAAGAUGUUGAAAGCACUUGUUGCGAACUUAAUAUACAUAAAACUGCGUAUGAUAUUUUGUGGAAGGCAACUGGAAAUUAUUAAAUCGGUGCAAGAAAUCUGGGAUUAGAACAUCUUAAAAUAGCUAACAUGUAUAUCAGUGACGUUUACAUCUUUACAAGUCAUAACUUGCUUUUGA
This is a messenger RNA of Morus notabilis, 1415 nucleotides long. RefSeq lists its product as uncharacterized. The transcript has 7 exons. The coding region runs from base 128 to 1096 and encodes 322 amino acids. Gene Ontology annotation, molecular function: zinc ion binding. Lineage: Eukaryota; Viridiplantae; Streptophyta; Magnoliopsida; Rosales; Moraceae. The record is from RefSeq and is a predicted model, not a curated record.